GUUCUGUUGCAAUGUAUGUAUGGACCUCCGUCAAAUUCUUAAAGUUCGCAGCUCAAGUCAAUUAAUAAUAAUGCACAGUCGCUAACUAAUUACUGGACUGUAAUUUGCAGUGUGGGAAUCAAAGUUUGAUAUUGAAGGAUUCUUUGUGACAGCGAAUUUUGACAGACAUUAGAACAGGUCAACACCGGUGGCUUGAACGCGAACUCGAUAUUCUGACCGCCCGGGGACAUCAUCAUGGCAUCUGCCGUGGAGGAAUAUCCCCCUGCUGACAAGUUUAUGGACAAGUUGACCAGCGCAGUUAAAAUGGAUCGGGACAGUGGACUCGCCAUGCUCACGAGACUUGUUAAAGGUGUCAACUGCGACGAAGGAGAGAGGAAACAUCUCAUAAAAUUGCUCCGAAGUCAGAUAGCGUCGAAUUUCACCGAGUUGGGCAACAAGGAGUGCGUAAUGAAUGGACACUUUUCAGACAAAAAGUUGGGUUGCUUGUCUGCCUCAUUGAUUCUCAUUACUGGAAUUUCCGACGUGGAGCAGGAACAAAUACAUCAAUUUGUAAUUCAAAUUAAGCCGGAUAUCUUAAACAUCAUGUGGGAUCAAGACGUAAGAGUUCGGUUGACUGCGGGUGAAGUGUAUGGUCAAAUAUGCAAAAUCCUUGGACCAUCUGUAUACUUGGAGUCAAAAUCAGCUAUUUUGGAAAUGUUGGAAACAGAAUUUCAGCGGAAUAAAGAGAUUGAAGGGAUGAUCAAGAGUCCAGAAACUCCGAUUGACCCAACGGGAGAAAUCGCUUCCUCAGAACCACAUAGUUCAUCAUCGUCGUCCAGUCCACAACUGGGGAUGAGUCCUGUAACAACACCUUCCAAUCCAAAUAUUAUGCUGUGCGAUGUACUCAAAGAGGCAACACAUAUUUUCCAAUCUGCAUCAUCCCCAGGAGCUCCUGCACCAAUUGAUGUUGCAAUGAAUCUCGGAUGUGCACAGCUAGAGAGCACAUUAAAAUGUUUGCAGUUUAUUGCGAAGGGUCUUGGAACUCAGUUUGGUCCUUUGAUUGAUAUGCACUUGCUGGAAUUAAUUUUCCCUUCUCUCCACCAUCAGAAUCGGUUUAUUCGAGAGGCUGGAUUUUAUCUAUGUGCUACGAUGAUUGAAUCAGGUAUUGAUUUAAAAUCAUUUGGGAAACGUCUCGCAAAAGAAAUAACAUCGGGCCUCGAAGAUUUCUGCAGCCAGUCAAGAAUUGCGGCAGGUGUGGCGUGCCGAAAAUUUAUGAUGAAUCUACCUCAAGAUUGCACAGAAUUUUUGCCAAUCGUACUUCCCCGGCUUUGCUUGUGUCGAUACUACAUGGCCGAUACAAAAUUCCUCUUGUACUCUCAAGAGUCGUGGAAGCUGAUCUUUGCUAUGGACGGACCACAGCUAGUUGGAAAAUACAUUGAUGACAUGGUUCGUUAUUACGUUGAAGCGACUGCUUCUGAUAAUCAUGCUGUUCGAGAAGCAGCCUGUUUGUGUUUGGGAGAAAUUGCUAGAAAAAUUGAUGGAAAAAUUGUAGCACCGUACGUUGUGGGAUUGAUGGAAACACUGAAACGGACUUUUCUCGAUGAAAGAUGGCAUGUUCGAGAUGCUGCGUGUUUAGCAUCUGGAUCAUUUUUUGUAAAUUUUCCCAGUCAAUGUCAGGGUCUUCUGGAGUCAGUGUUUCCUCUAUUUUUUGAAAACCUCCAAUUCCCAAUCUCCAUUGUUCGACAAGGUGCCGCAGCCGCACUCGCUAAUAUAAUUAGAGCGUAUGGGACAGCUGUACUUCCAAUGAUCAUGGAAAAAAUUAUUGCAGGACUUGAUGGGAUAGAAAACCAAUCUUCUGAAACUAGUGUGAAUGUUGACCUUCAAGUAUUCAAUCCUCAAUUGAAAUAUGCUUAUUCUCCUUGCCAUGAGGCAAACCCUCCUCAACCAUGGGAAGUGGGUGAUGGAUUCAUGUAUCUGAUUGGAGACAUUUCGCAAAUCUCAGAAUGUCAAAUUUAUCUUCCAACUCUAGUUCCUCUAGUACUGAAGGCAGCGCAGCACCGCUCAUACUCUCAGCACGUUGUUAUUUUAGAAACGACCUGCAAGAUUAUCCCUUGUAUUGUGAAUGGCAUUGGGAAACGACCCUUUAAGGAAUAUUUGCAACAGUGCUUUGAGCCUAUAUUCUAUAGCAUUGAAUGCGAAAAUUCAAUGACUGCUGCUGCCGGGAGGGCUUGCUUAAAAGAGCUCUGUACAAUUUAUGGCCCAAACAUUAUCAGAUCUCGAGUUGAGCUGUAUGAUCCGAGGUUCGUUAAUUAUGUGAAUGAAGGAUAAAAAACCCGGUGGAUGAAACUGCACGACUUAAUUAUUACUGUACCUGAACUUGUUACCAUUGUCAAACUUGUAUAUACGUAUUUAAAAGGACUAUACUUCCUAUAAAGUAGACGUCAUAACACUUAUAAUUGAUUCGUACCUUGUUGUUGGACUUAAGAGUGGAUGUUUUUUAAUUGCUAACCCACUAAAAUACUAGUUGUAUGUUUUUCGACAGUCGGAAAUUGAUUAAUUGCUAGAAUUAUACAGCCAUUAAUGAACCCCUCUCGAUUAAUGGUUUUUAUUUAAUUGUUGUGUCGAGUAUGUAUGUAUUGUGUAAGCAAUACAAGUUAUGUUCCAGUACCAUUAUUUACUAUCAAAGUAAGUAUAGAUCAAUCCCUGCAAGAGGUGAAGAUGUGUCAAAAUAUUGAAAAUACAAUUUUUUCGCCGGGAACGUCUCGUCUUUAUCUACAGGCUACAUUACUUGUGUACUAUCUCGGUGUCGCUCCUUACAAAUGGAAAACACUUUCAGAAUCUAAACAAAUAAAAAUUUUUACGUAU
Messenger RNA from Folsomia candida, 2844 nucleotides. RefSeq lists its product as uncharacterized. Gene Ontology annotation, cellular component: cytoplasm; nucleus. Gene Ontology annotation, biological process: protein import into nucleus. NCBI's taxonomy places the organism in Eukaryota, Metazoa, Arthropoda, Collembola, Entomobryomorpha, Isotomidae. The transcript has 11 exons. Bases 235 to 2307 code for a protein of 690 amino acids. Gene Ontology annotation, molecular function: nuclear import signal receptor activity. The record is from RefSeq and is a predicted model, not a curated record.